GAUUUAGUCAUACCCGUGAGCUUAGAAUAAACGAACGUCGUGUGGUUAAGCGGAACAAUGAAGAGCUGUGUGGCGAUUGGAGUCCUUCUGGUACUGGUACUCCAAUACGGAGUUGUCCGGGUGGACGGUGAUAGCAGCGACAGCAGCAGCAGCAGCAGUGGAGAGAAAAAUCACAAGUACACCACGACGGAGCACAAGUACAAUUAUCCCGCAUAUGGUGGUGCGGGCUAUAUGCCACCAUUCCCUAUGUACCCAUAUCCAAUGCAAUAUCCCACGUAUCCUGGGUAUCCGCCAGUGGGUGGCUACCCUCCAUAUCCCUACAAUCCAUAUAUGCCGCCGCCAGCACCGCAAGUGCCUCAGCCAGCUCCUCCAUCGCCAAUGUAUCCCCCCGGCCCGUACGGAUAUCAAGGUGGCUAUCCACCACAGACGGGUCCUGGACAGAAUGGGGCCUACCCGAACGCGCUCCCCAAUCAGCCUCAGCCACAGCAGUCUGCUCCCGGCGCAGGAUCAGGAAAUGCACCCAACUAUCCUCCAGGCGGCUCGAGCGUUAUUAAUCACUCCCUUAAGGUCAACAAGGAAUACAACGAGGACGGACACCACCAAUCUUCAACGUAAUCGUAGUCGAGUUACAAUGUUACAUGAGAUUUUAAACAUUGGUUUGGGCCUCAAGUUUCACGUCGACGUUCAAUACAAUGUAGCAAAGUUCAAUUAAAUAGUGGUUGUCACAUUUA
Molecule: messenger RNA, 731 nt
Organism: Drosophila teissieri
Lineage: Eukaryota; Metazoa; Arthropoda; Insecta; Diptera; Drosophilidae
Product: annexin A11
Exons: 1
Coding region: 58-615 (185 amino acids)
Source: RefSeq, a predicted model, not a curated record